Molecule: messenger RNA, 813 nt
Organism: Penicillium salamii
Lineage: Eukaryota; Fungi; Ascomycota; Eurotiomycetes; Eurotiales; Aspergillaceae
Source: the annotation of a GenBank genome assembly
AUGCGCUUCAACGUCAUCGGCCUCUCGGCCCUUCUGGCAGCUACUGCCACUGCUCUCCCCGUCGCCAUUCCCGACGUCCAAACUGUCCAGAAUGUCGUCUGGGAGACCGUCUAUGAGACCGUCUACCAAACUGCUACCCCGACCAGCGAGGUUGCUCUCUCUGAGCCCACUGCUCCCCUCGCUGUCGAGAACUUUGCCGUUCCUUCUGCUUCUAGCACCGAGACUCCUACUGUCGCCCCUGCUACCACCGCUGUCCCUACCACCAGUGUCCCCACCCUGAACGUCCCCAGCACAACCAGCGCCCCCGCCGUUGUGCCCACUCCCACCAAUGUCGCCAGCACCAGCACCCUGGUCCCCAGCACUUCCAGCAGCGCACCCAGCGCUACUGGCAGCGGUCUGAGCAUCCAGAACAACCUUGACGAGACCGUCUACCUGUGGGUCGUCACCGAGACCCAGGGUGAGAUGCAGACCCUCAAGUCUGGCGAGACCUUCGACGGCCACACCUGGUUGACCAACUCCAACGGCGGUGGUAUCUCCAUCAAGAUGUCCACCAGUGAGCUUUGCGACAGCGUGCUGCAGUUCGAGUACACCCAAUCCGGCAACGUCCUCUUCUGGGAUCUGUCUUCCAUCAACCUCAUCAAGACUUCUUCCUUCGUGACUGCCGGAUUCGGAGUCACCAUCAGCGACAGCUCUUGCAAGUCUGCUACCUGCGCUGCUGGUGAUGCCAACUGCAUCGAAUCCUACCAGCACCCCGACGAUGUCAACACCUUGGCUUGCACCGUCGAUGCUGCGUACACCCUCACUCUCGGUUAG